AUGCUUCACGUCAAACUGGUCCUUCUGCUCUCAAUGGUGGCUUUUUCCGUCCAAAUGGGCAUGGUUGUUGGUGAUCCCAUCGAACUAACCGUUUUCUCCAAUGAAAGUUGUCAUCAGACGGAGAUACUUGUUUUCUACCGAAUCAAGCUGGUGACCAGCUGGUCGAAAAUACUGUUUCCCAAACAGUAUCCAGAAUUUAGACCACCGCCACACUGGAGUAUGACAUUUGGUCAAACACAUAACGAUAGCUUUCGAUUGUUUGAGAUAAACCAUCCGGCCUCGAUACCGGUGGCAACAUUCGCUGAAACGGGCCAAUCAGCACCGUUGGAAGAAAUGUUAUCACUGCAGCAGGAUAUUUUAUUCGACGAAUUUCGACUCCCUAAGAUUCGUAAAGGCAAAGGAGAAAGCGAAGCUACCUUCUUCGUUGACGGAAAACAUUCAAGUGUGUCUUUCAUAACAAAAAUUGUCCCAUCGCCAGAUUGGUUUGUUGGAAUGGACUCAUUCGAUCUAUGUUCACGAGGAAGGUGGUUGGAGAAGGCAACCGUUCCGCUUCAUCCCCUUGACGCAGGGACUAGCAGUGGACUUACUUUUACUUCACCAAAGUGGCCAACGAAUCCUCGCGGAGUGGUGGAACGGAUUACUGCUAGGUAUCCCCUUCAUUUUGCAAGUAGCUUUUUUUAUCCAGAAAUUAAACAUCUUCCACCGAUUGCUCAUGCGACGUUCAUCAAGGUGAAAGAAUAUAUCAAUCAGAACAACGUUCACAAAAAGGUGAAAAAAUUGAAGUACAAACAGAGAUCAAAAUUGCUAAACAAAAUCCAUCAAAAAGCUUCUAAAGGAGAUUCUAAUGAAACACAACCGGAAAAAGAUUGUCGUGUGAGUCCCUGGUCUUCUUGGAGUCCUUGUAGCAAAACAUGUGGACUUGGUAAACGAAAUCGUACUCGCAGCGUCGUUCAUAUUCAACGCGUGGGUGGAGUCGAAUGCCCUGCACUAGUAGAAACACAAUGGUGUGGUUCAGCACGCCAAUGCUCUGAGAUUGACAAUUACUUCAAAUGGUGAUGAUGGUUGAUAAUAAAUAUGCCAGAUAGAAUUCAUGGAUAAAUCCCUGUUUUGUUUAUGU
Anopheles nili is the source of this 1117-nucleotide messenger RNA. It is a transcript of the gene mspo, whose product is annotated as spondin-2. The coding region runs from base 1 to 1056 and encodes 351 amino acids. Gene Ontology annotation, biological process: cell adhesion. The record is from RefSeq and is a predicted model, not a curated record. Gene Ontology annotation, cellular component: extracellular matrix. The transcript is spliced from 4 exons. Lineage: Eukaryota; Metazoa; Arthropoda; Insecta; Diptera; Culicidae.